AUGGCGGUUAGCGACAAAAAGUUCAAUGAGAUGAUGACCCAUAGCAAGAUGCUUGAGACCCAAAUCACUCAACAAGCCAACGCUUUGAAAGAAAGUGCAAGCCCUUCUCCUCUACCCUCCCAAGGUCUUGACCCUAAGAAAUCGGCUUACUCUAUCACCACUAGAAGUGGCAAGAUACUAGAGGAGAGAAUGUCUAAGAGUAGUCAAGAGAAGGAGAAGGUGAGUGAUUCAUUUGAUGAUGAUGAGCAUGAUGUGUCUAGCAAGAAGAGUGAGAGUUCUAACGAGAAAGCCAAGGAGAAAGAUAGAAUGCAAGAUGAGGUUAUCAAACCCAAACUUUCGUACCCCCAAAUAUUUUUGAGGCAUAGCAUGGAUGAGCAAUUUGGGAGGUUCAUCGAGAUGCUUAAGCAACUUCAUCUCUCUAUUCCUUUCACCUAUGCUUUGCAACAAAUGCCAAAUAAUUCCAAGUUCCUUAAGGACAUUUUGAGUGGCAAGAGGGAGUGCAAUGUGGUUGAUUUGGUGAAUGUUGGGGAGUGCUAUAGUGCUCUUAUCCAUAAUGACCUACCCCCAAAGAUGAAAGAUCCGGGGAAUUUCUCCAUCCCUUGCAAUAUCAAUGGCAAAUUGUUCCAAAAUGCUCUUUGUGAUUUAGGUGCUUGUGUUAGUAUCAUGCCAUACUCCGUUUUCAAGAAGCUUAAGCUAGGAGAGCUACUUCUUACCAACAUGACCCUACAAUUGGCUGAUCGUUCCAUUAAUAUUCCCAAGGGUAGGAUUGAGGAUAUCCCCUUCAAGAUAGGAGAGUUUACCAUUCCCGUUGAUUUCAUUGUGCUUAAAAUUGCGGAAGAUGACAAUAUUCCCAUCAUCUUAGGGAGACCAUUCUUAGCCACGUCGGGUGCCUUGAUUGAUGUGAAAGGCUACAUCAUUACUUUGUGUGUUGGUAAUAGUAAGGCUAGUUUCAAGCUUAAGUCAAUGCAUGAGUCUCUAUCUUACGUGUAA
This is a messenger RNA of Chenopodium quinoa (quinoa), 990 nucleotides long. RefSeq lists its product as uncharacterized. Bases 1 to 990 code for a protein of 329 amino acids. The record is from RefSeq and is a predicted model, not a curated record. The transcript has a single exon. Lineage: Eukaryota; Viridiplantae; Streptophyta; Magnoliopsida; Caryophyllales; Amaranthaceae.